UCGUCCCGCCCGGGCCGGACCCCGGGCAGACCGGGCGGACCGAGCGGGCCAUGCGCGGGAAGCUGCUGCCGCUGGCCGGCCUCUACCUGGUGCAAGGCCUGCCCUACGGGCUGCAGUCGGGCCUGCUGCCCGUGCUGCUGCGGGCGCGGGGCCUGUCGCUGACCCGCGUGGCGCUGGCCAAGGUGCUGUACCUGCCCUGGCUGUUGAAGCUCGCGUGGGCCCCCCUGGUGGACACGCGGGGCUCCCUGAGGGCCUGGCUGACGCUCAGCACAGCCGCCCUGGGCCUGGUGUGCGCGUUGCUGGCCGCCCUGCCUCCCGCCGCGGGCCCCGCGGGGCUGCCCGCCACUGUGGCUGGGCUGCUGCUGCUGCUGAACCUCGGGGCAGCUGUGCAGGACGUGGCCCUGGACACGCUGGCCGUGCAGCUCCUGGAGCCCGCUGAGCUGGGGCCUGGGAACACCGUGCAGGUGGUCGCCUACAAGCUAGGGGCCGUGCUGGCAGGAGGGGGCCUGCUGGCCUUCGUUCCCGCGCUCUCCUGGGCCCUGCUCUUCGUGCUCCUGGCUGCUACCUAUUGGCUGGCCGCUGCCCUGGUCUGGGCCGCGCCGGCCCUGCGGCAACUGCCCGUGCACCAGCCCCAGCCCUCAGAAGCACCCCUGCGCACCCUGCACAUUCUGCAGGACUUGCUGGCCAUGCCUGGUACCCUGUGGACAGCAGGCUUUGUGCUCACUUACAAACUGGGUGAGCAGGGCGCCAGCAGCUUGUUCCCGCUCUUCCUGCUGGACCACGGCAUCUCCACCCCAGAGCUGGGGCUGUGGAACGGUGUGGGCGCUGUGCUGUGCUCCAUUGUGGGCUCAUCCCUGGGCGGGGCCCUGCUGUCCUGGCACUGGCAACCUCUGCCCCUGCUGAGGUCAUUGCUCCGGUUCCGUCUUGGCGGCCUGGCCUGCCAGACCGCCCUGCUCUUCCACCUGGACGGCCCAGGGCUCAGGCUGGGCCCCAGCGCAGCCCUGAGAGGGGCAGCCCUGCUGAGCCUGUGUCUGCAGCACUUGCUGGGGGGCCUGGUUACCACCACCACGUUCACCCUGAUGAUGCGCUGCAGCCAGCUGACACCCAGUGCCCUGCAGGCCACGCACUACAGCCUCCUGGCCACUCUGGAGCUGCUGGGAAAGCUGUUUCUGGGCACGCUGGCCGGAGCCCUGGCUGACAGCCUGGGGCUGCAUCUCUGCUUCUCCCUCUUCCUCGCCCUCUCAGGCUUGCCCAUUCUGUAUCUGAGCCUGGCUCCCAGCACCCUGGCCUGAGCUGGGUGGCCAGCCUGCCUAAUAAAGCUGAGCGUGCGCCUA
Messenger RNA from Canis lupus familiaris (dog), 1334 nucleotides. RefSeq names its product major facilitator superfamily domain containing 3 (gene SLC33A2). The record is from RefSeq and is a predicted model, not a curated record. Lineage: Eukaryota; Metazoa; Chordata; Mammalia; Carnivora; Canidae. Gene Ontology annotation, molecular function: transmembrane transporter activity. The coding region runs from base 51 to 1292 and encodes 413 amino acids. Gene Ontology annotation, cellular component: membrane. The transcript is spliced from 5 exons. Gene Ontology annotation, biological process: transmembrane transport.